AUGGAGUUCUCAGGGUGCCCUGCUGCUGCCGGUGUUGCCGACCAGGCCCAGGAGGCGGAGCAGGCGGAGAAGGAGGGCCACGCCCAGGUUCUAUUUGAUGAGUUUGUCCAGGCGUCCACCUGCAGAACGACACUCCGUGCCUUCAACCUGCUGUGUGAGCACCUUCAGCUCACACACACACACACACAGCCACAAAAAUACUCCCCGACGCAGCCGCAGCGGCCUUUCUACCACACCCUCAAAGAACGCCUCAGCUACUGGAAGGCCAACGCACUGUGGGCCAAACUGGACAAACGGGCAGCCCACCACGAGUACGGGAAGGGCCGUGUCUGUGCCAACACCACGUGUGUGAUCAUUGGGGCGGGGCCGUGUGGUCUGCGUACAGCAGUAGAGCUGGGGUUCCUGGGGGCCAGAGUGGUGCUGUUGGAGAAGAGAGAUGCCUUCUCCAGGAACAACGUCCUCCACCUCUGGCCUUUCACCAUCCAUGACCUCAGGGGCCUCGGGGCCAAGAAGUUCUACGGAAAGUUCUGUGCUGGAGCCAUUGACCACAUCAGUAUACGGCAGCUACAGUUGGUGUUAUUAAAGGUAGCUCUGUUGUUGGGGGUGGAAGUCCAUGUCAACGUAGAGUUCAAGGGACUGGUGGAGCCACCUGCGGACCAGGAGCAACAGAAGGUAGGCUGGAGGGUGGAGGUGAAACCCAAGUCUCACCCUAUUAACACACUGCAGUGUGACGUGGUGAUCGGAGCUGAUGGACGACGGAACACACUGCCAGGGUUCAGGCGUAAGGAGUUCCGGGGCAAGCUGGCCAUUGCCAUCACAGCUAACUUCAUGAACCGUAACACCACGGCUGAGGCCAAGGUGGAGGAGAUCAGUGGAGUGGCCUUCAUCUUCAACCAGAGGUUCUUUCAGGAGCUACGGGAUGCCACGGGAGUGGACCUGGAGAAUAUAGUGUACUACAAGGACGACACGCACUACUUUGUGAUGACGGCUAAGAAGCAGAGUCUGCUGGAGAAAGGAGUCAUUCUGCGGGACUAUGCAGACACAGAAACACUUCUCUCACGGGGAAACGUGGACCAGAAUGCACUGCUGGCCUAUGCCCGCGAGGCGGCGGACUUCUCCACCAAUCACCAGCUGCCGUCCCUGGACUUUGCCAUGAACCACUACGGGCAGCCUGAUGUUGCGUUGUUUGACUUCACCUGUAUGUACGCGUCAGAGAACGCUGCACUGGUCAGACAGAGACAUGGACACCAUCUACUGGUCACGCUGGUGGGAGACAGCCUUCUGGAGCCAUUCUGGCCCAUGGGGACAGGUAUAGCACGGGGGUUCCUGGCAGCACUGGAUUCUGCCUGGAUGGUACGGAGCUGGGCUCAAGGCCUCGCCCCCCUGGACUUACUUGCUGAAAGAGAGAGUCUGUAUCGCCUCCUUCCUCAGACCACUCCAGAAAAUGUCAACAAAAACUUUGGUCAAUACACCGUCGACCCAGCUACCCGUUACCCUAACAUCAACCCUCAACUCAUCACCCCCGCACAGGUGGGCCAUCUAAUAUACACAGGAGAGAAUGGAGGUUCAGGUGUGGUCCAGGAACCGCAACCCCGAUCCCCCUUGCCGAAGCUACUACGACAGGAGUCCUUCUCUCGCUCCAGUAAGCUUUUGUCGUGGUGCCAGCAGCAGACGCAGGGUUACCGUGGCGUUGCUGUGAGCGACCUCACUACUUCCUGGAAGAGUGGCCUAGCUUUGUGCGCCCUCAUCCACCGCUACCAACCUGACCUCAUUGACUUUGCCUCUCUGGGGGAGGAUGAGGGGGAGGUGAAUAUGAGGUUGGGGUUGGAGGUGGCAGAGAAGGAGUUUGGCAUCUCUCCUGUGAUGACUGUCGAGGAGAUGGCGUCUGUCAGUGAAACGGACACUCUCUGUAUGGUCAUGUACCUCAGCCAGUUUCACCAGCUCUUCAAGGGGGCACUGCCCCCAAGUGAAUCCCAGACUGAGAGCCCAGAUGGGAGGGCUGCUGUGAUCGGUCCUGCCUCUCUCCUCAGCCGCCUGGGCCACAGCCCAUCCCGCAAGCGCAACCCCAAGGAGCAGAAGGAAAAGGAUGCAGUGGGGAAGAGAAGAAAAACCAGUCGGCCAUGUCUGGAGGACGUGAAACAAGAUCUCAGAUUAACGUCUCAGGACAGUUAUGAGGAACAGGCUGUCCUGUGCUCUGUGGGUGGAGCAAGCCAGAGCAGAGUGCGCUCGAUGGCCAAUCAGCUGCUGGCCAAGUUUGAGGAGAAUGCCCCUUGCCCCUCCUCCACGCCAGCUGCAGCUCUACGCAGACAGGCUGCUGUUCGCUCUGUGUUGGCAGGGCCGGGAGGGGCCAGUGACGUAUGUUUCUUCUGCAGCAAGAGUGUGUACGUGAUGGAGAGACUCAGUGUUGAGGGACUGUUCUUCCACCGGAGCUGCUUCCAGUGUGACCACUGCAGCUCCACCAUCCGCCUGGCCUCCUACGCCUACGACCGGCCUAACGGGAAGUUCUACUGUAAGCCGCACUAUGACGUCCGUCUGGUUGGGCCGGUCCAGAGGAAGAGAGCAACCCCUCCGACCUCCGAUCAGCCCCCAACUCCGUACGAACGGACCCCCUCUCAGCGGACCCUCCUGGAGUACCCAGCUGCUCUGUCCACUAACCCUCGCUCCUCAGUGACUGUGGUGACAGCAGAUCGCAGGUCCUCAGUGGCAUCUCUGAUUGAGAGGGAGUGUGGCUUGGCUAAGCGCGUGCGCGGCACGCCAGAACGUAUAGAGCUGGAGAACUACCGUGUGAGCCUGGGGAGCCUGGAGACUGAGCAGCUAACAGAUGAGCCGGAGGAGGUGCCAGAGGAGACGCUGGCCAAUUACAACCUCAGUCUGCUGGUGACAGAGGAGAAGAAGGCCAAUCACAAGCGCAGCCCGUUGCGGGACAAGAGCAACGAGGGCUCCAGUUCGGAAUCAGAGACGGAGGGGGAGGGGGAGAGGCAGCGGGCUCUAACCAAUGACCUGGCUAGAGACUCCUGGAGGAAGGCCAUGGAACUACACUCACUGCUGGUGGAAGGGGAGUACUCUCUGUGGGAGAGGGAGCGUCAUUCAGGUCUGUGGCUCCUCCCUCUAGAAGAGGUGGAGGAGACAGACUCCUCUGUCUUUACCUACUCCUCCCCUAACUCCUCCACCACCUCGGGCUGCUCCCCCGGUCCGGAACACAGGGCAUGCUGGGAUAGCCUGCCCCACCCUGCUGUGGAGGCGGAGUCACUGCAAAGCCCCGCCCCUCGCCCUGCACCUCGAUUUGCCCCCGCACCUAUCAUGGUUUCGGCUGUUGUGCGGGGGGUCGGGGGCAAGAAACUGAAUCCGUGGGACGUGGAUGGGGGAAGGGGGCCUGCCGCGGGGGGGUCUGUUGGGGCGGGGUCUCUUGGGGAGCAGCUGUGUAAGGGUGAAGUAAUAGACCCCUUAGAGGACAUCAGCCCCCCCUUGUCCCUCCUGAAGCCCCUUAAGGCAGUGCCCAGAGACGAGAGAGAAAUCGGGAGGAAGAGGGAGAUGGAGAGGAGGAGGGAGAUAGAGAGAGCAGCCAUGGGGGUGGGCUGGGAGGACAUGAAAAUCACCCUAGGAAGGGAGCCUCUCCCAGGGAAGAGCAUUGGAGGUCUGGACCCCCGCAGACUCACAGAGAGCCUGCCUCCCCUCCUCCUCACACAACUCCAGGGGGGCUCCCUCUUCUCUUCACGUAAGUGCCGCAGGGACAACCAGCCCCCCAGCCAGAGUGUGUCUGAAGCGGGCAUAGGAGAGGGUGGACCCCUGGGCCUGUGGAGAGCUGUCAUCUCUGGCUAUAAGAGGGACAGGAAGAAGAAGGGCAGGACUUCCCUUCCCAAUACGACAACAGCCCCAGCCCCCAAAGAGCAGAGCAAGAGGAAAACCUCUGCAGAGAGAAGAGGUGUGAAGUUCAGGGAGCGCCAGAGCUGGUCAGAGCCGGAGGAGUCAGACAUCACCUGCUCUGUUGUGAUGGAGAGAUGCUCCAUGAACCCCAAGGCCAACCUUCGUCUGGAGCUGUUUGACCUAGCGUCAGACCUCCAGAAGGAAACCAUUGAGGAGGAGGAGGAAGAGGAGAAUGAGGAAGGGGAGGUAUACCACUUUGUGGCAAGGCACGUGGGGAAAGAGAGGGAGCUGGACAGCUCCCCCCAUAUGGAUACACAGCGGAAGUCAUCGUGCCCUACGGAAGUGGUGGGGGUACUGGUGCACAUGAAGGACCUGAAGGACCCAUCCAGCCUGAAUGUGUCAGAGGCCAUGUUCCACAGAGACAGAGACCCAGAGGAGGAGCAGCUAGAUGCCAGGUUAACACGCAGAGUGCAGAGGGCAGCGCGCAAACAGGCCAAACAGGAGCAACUCAAGAGACUGCACAGAGCCCAGAUGAUCCAAAGGCAGUUGGAGCAGGUGGAGGAGAAGCAGAGGCAGCUGGAGGAGAGGGGUGUGGCUGUGGAGAAGGCCUUGAGAGGGGAAGCAGACUACUGGGGAGAGUCGAAUGACAGUGAAGAGCUGGACUUGCACCUGGGAGUCAUGGGCAGGCAGGAUGAUCCAGCUCUGAUGCAGCAGUGGUUCAAGCUGGUCCAGCAGAAGAACUGUCUGAUGCGCUAUGAGUCAGAACUCAUGAUAUUUGCUCGGGAGCUGGAGUUGGAGGACAGACAGAGCCGUCUUCAACAGGAGCUCAGAGAGAGGAUGGCCGUGGAUGACCACCUGAAGGGUGAGGCAGAGCUGGCUGAGGAGAAGCUAAUCCUGGGGGAGAUGUUGGAGGUGGUGGAGCAGAGAGAUGCUCUGGUGUCUCUGCUGGAGGAGCAGCGUCUGCAGGAGAGCCAGGAGGACAGAGACCUGGAGGCCAUCAUGCUGUCCCGGGGCCUGGGCCUGCACAACUGGGCAUGAGCUCUAUCCCAGGGCCUGCACAACUGGGCAUGAGCUCUAUCCUGCAAAACUGGGCCUGAACCUGAACAACUGAGCCUAAGCACAGACACGUCACUUCCCCUCUAAAGCUGCGAUCAGGGUCACGGUUGUGAGGUCACUUCCCCUCUGAUACAACGUUAUGACCAGGAUCAAGGCGGGACUGUGUAUGGAUGAUCAGUUUUUAGGAUUGAAGAUGUAUCCCCAAUCCCCACUGCUACACACAUCCUGCUAUACCCCUGACUGACUGACGGGCCUCUGAGACUGAUGGCUCUAUGCUCACUAUACUCACCCAGGCUGUUGUUAUGGCGAUA
Molecule: messenger RNA, 5231 nt
Organism: Salvelinus namaycush (lake trout)
Lineage: Eukaryota; Metazoa; Chordata; Actinopteri; Salmoniformes; Salmonidae
Product: protein-methionine sulfoxide oxidase mical3a-like
Exons: 30
Coding region: 1-4902 (1633 amino acids)
Molecular function (GO): FAD binding; protein binding
Source: RefSeq, a predicted model, not a curated record